UUUUCUCUACAAUCAGUGCUUUGGGGGAGAUAAAGAUUGUGCAGUCAUGUGCUUUUCUUUCCUGUAUUUCUAAGCUCACCGUAGAAUAAUGCGGUGUUGGGGCAUUACAGCUGUUUUUUUGUGGACUGUCAUAGCCACAGAGGGGAAAGCAGUCCCUUCCCUUCCAGAUUUUGGGAAUAGCUAUCACGUCAAAGGAGUGAUCUCUCUGCCUUAUGCUGAGAUCCAGGAGCCAUUUGAAGCCUGGUUAGACCUAGCAGCAAACUCCUCCCGAAUAGACUACUACCAUGGCCAAGUGUCAACAUACCAGUUGGGGGCAGAGCAGCAGUACGGUGUUGCCUAUAAAAUCACUCCUGAGACCACCGAGGAGGAACUGAAUGUGAUGAAAUGCUUCCAGGUCAAUGGAACAAAGAAUGAAACAGUCACACCACAGGCAUCACUGCCCAAUGUGCAGGGCUUCCAGUUCCUGAGGCUGGAAUACUACAGCGGCUCCCUGUGUGAAGUCUGGCAGAAUGUGACCACAGUGGGUUACAAGAAAAACACAUACACACUGUGGGUGAUCCAUCGAAACAAAGGUGCAGAUGGCAAAGAAGAUCCUGUCAUUCCUCUCCAUUAUGAGAUGAUGGGAUACAACACCCUGCUGGGGUCCCACUAUGACAAAUACCUGGUGGACUACAAGGAGUUCAGCACUCAUGUGGACCCCAAAGUCUUCUCACUGCCUGAAGGGAUGACUUGUGGGGGAUUUCCUGGUCCAGGAGUGGAGCAUCACAUGUUGGCCAAUCCGAUGAAAGAUCUCAUCCACCCAUCAGCUUCAGGUCACUCUCAGCGCAUGUUCAACCACUUCAAGGAGAAGUUCCAGCGUCAGUAUGGUGAUGAAAGAGAACACGAAAAGAGGGAGCACAUUUUUUUUCAUAAUCUCCGGUACAUUCACUCCAAGAACAGAGCUGGGCUGUCCUUCUCCCUGUCUCUGAACUCUCUGUCAGAUCGCACCAUGUCAGAGUUGGCUACUAUGAGGGGAAGGAAACAAGGAAAGACUCCAAACAGAGGGCUCCCCUUCCCCUCAAAGCUUUACAAAGGGGUGAAAGUACCUGAUUCAUUUGACUGGAGGCUUUACGGUGCUGUGACCCCAGUGAAGGACCAGGCCAUCUGUGGUUCAUGCUGGAGCUUUGCCACCACUGGAGCAGUAGAAGGUGCUCUCUUCCUAAAGACAGGUUCCCUGCAGGUUCUGUCUCAGCAGAUGCUGGUGGACUGUUCCUGGGGUUUCGGCAAUAAUGGAUGUGAUGGAGGGGAGGAAUGGAGAGCAUACGAGUGGAUCAUGAAACAUGGAGGCAUCGCCACAACGGAAACAUACGGAGCUUACAUGGGAAUGACACACACCUGGAUCCUUAACUCAUCCCAGCUGAUUGCACAGAUCCAGAGCUACACCAAUGUCACAUCAGGAAAUGCAGAGGCCCUUAAGCUGGCUCUUUAUAAAAAUGGACCUGUAGCAGUCAGUAUUGAUGCUUCACAUAGAUCGUUUGUUUUCUAUAGCCAUGGCAUCUACUAUGAACCUGCCUGUGGUAAUACCAUUAAUGAUUUGGACCAUGCUGUGCUUGCAGUAGGUUAUGGUACCCUGAAUGGGGAGCCAUACUGGUUGAUAAAAAACUCCUGGUCAACCUACUGGGGCAAUGACGGCUACAUCCUUAUGUCUAUGAAGGACAACAACUGUGGUGUCACCACUGAUGCCACAUAUGUUGCACUAGCAUAGAUGUGCCCUGGAUUGGCUUGUUUGUCAGUGCCAUUGUUGUUCAAAAAUGAUUUAAUGUUUAAUUCCUGUUGGUGCCUGCGGAUGAAUGACACCUCAUGUUGGUUAUCACAUUCAGCAUUGGUGAUGAUAAUGGCACAUCUCUAUUGAGUGAAUUGUAAUGCUGUCCAACUGGCACACAGAUCAAGUCUGCUUUUUCAAAUACGGUUUUAAUAUUUGUAGUUGUUUUAAAGUUUAUUGCUGGUGGCACAUAAGCACAGUGUUUUCAUUUAACUGUAAAAGAAUUGACUUUUGUUUGGUACUUUAAAUUUUCAUGCGUUCAAAUGCACUGGCAUGGAAUCAAUGCAAUAAAAAUUUGGAAGGCUUUU
Messenger RNA from Monopterus albus (swamp eel), 2109 nucleotides. Its product is annotated as digestive cysteine proteinase 1. Gene Ontology annotation, biological process: proteolysis. The coding region runs from base 89 to 1744 and encodes 551 amino acids. NCBI's taxonomy places the organism in Eukaryota, Metazoa, Chordata, Actinopteri, Synbranchiformes, Synbranchidae. Gene Ontology annotation, molecular function: cysteine-type peptidase activity. The transcript has 11 exons. The record is from RefSeq and is a predicted model, not a curated record.